UUCCUAUUGGCUAAUUUGCCCGUUCAGCGCCAAACACACCCCAAAAGCUCAUGCCAGAGCAAUAACAUCACGAAACGCACCAACACACAGACUCAUUUUAAUGUAACCACUACACAGUGAACAGUGCUACUCUAGUGAUGGAGUCAAACAUGAUCAACGAAGAGGUCACACACUUGCUGUCACCUCCCAGCACACCCCCCAUGAAAAACGUGUCCGAUGAAGAGUCCACUCUUCAGUCCUUGCGGACUCUCUUGGAGAGGAAACGCGCCUCCCCAAUCCUCCUCACCCCCCAACCCUCGGACUCAGAGCCCGAGGAGUUGGACUACCCUCCCAAAAAACGUUUUUGUAAAAACGAAACCGAGUUGGCCCGCCACCUCCUCAGCCACACUCCACCCCCUGAACCCCCUCGCACCUUCUCCGUAAUAAUGCACGCCAACAAAGACGGCUCCUGCACCCGCGCCCCCAUCCCCCUGGAACCCCAAAUGAACAUCCUCCGCAGCCUCAAGUUCAAAAUGGGGACGCGCAAGGAGAAGGUCUACGUCAACAGCAAAGACACGGGCAAAGAACCCCCCAAACAGACGUCGAAGAUCAUCCUCCCUGCCAUCGCCCCCAAGUUCAACCAGCCCCAGGCUGUCUUCCUGGCGGCUGACGGGACGACCACGUUCAUCCCGGGGGCGCAGUUGGUGUUGCUGACGCCGACGCCCCCGCAGCCGCCCCCGCCAGCCCGGCGCAGGGUGUACGAGUGCACGUUCAAGGGAUGCAAUAAGAAUUAUUUCAAGUCGUCGCAUCUCAAGGCGCACAAUAGGAAGCACACGGGGGAGAAGCCCUAUAAGUGCGAGUGGGAGGACUGUGGGAGGAGGUUCUCGCGGUCGGAUGAGUUGUCGAGGCAUAAGAGGACUCAUACGGGCGAAAAGAAGUACAAGUGUAGUUUUUGCGAUAGGGGGUUCAUGCGGUCGGAUCAUUUGACCAAACAUGUGAAAAGGCAUACGAAAGACAGGGCGGGGUUGCAGCCCCAGAAAAUGUUCGUGCCGGGGCUGCUGAGGCCGCUGCAGCCAGCGCCAGCCUAAGACUUUCUCUCGAUUAUUUUUCGUUGCUGCCGAUCUUUUAGUUUAAUGCAAAUUCGCACGACUGAUUUCGCGUUGUAAAAAAGACAUUCCACUCUUCAUCGGGUCAAUUGUUACAUUUACAAUGUUAUCUGUGAUUUUUUUAUAUUAUUUAUUUUAGGAUAGUGAACACUAACUGUAUUAAGUCACUUGUGUAUUAUGUACCUAUGUUAUUGUAUUUGUAAGAAAGAAUAGAUUUUUUAUAUAAUCACGA
Molecule: messenger RNA, 1317 nt
Organism: Tribolium castaneum (red flour beetle)
Lineage: Eukaryota; Metazoa; Arthropoda; Insecta; Coleoptera; Tenebrionidae
Gene: cbt
Product: cabut
Exons: 2
Coding region: 138-1067 (309 amino acids)
Biological process (GO): regulation of transcription by RNA polymerase II
Molecular function (GO): RNA polymerase II cis-regulatory region sequence-specific DNA binding; DNA-binding transcription factor activity, RNA polymerase II-specific
Source: RefSeq, a predicted model, not a curated record